This is a messenger RNA of Diorhabda sublineata, 11206 nucleotides long. Its product is annotated as frizzled-7-B-like. NCBI's taxonomy places the organism in Eukaryota, Metazoa, Arthropoda, Insecta, Coleoptera, Chrysomelidae. The record is from RefSeq and is a predicted model, not a curated record. Gene Ontology annotation, molecular function: Wnt-protein binding; Wnt receptor activity. Gene Ontology annotation, biological process: non-canonical Wnt signaling pathway; canonical Wnt signaling pathway. Bases 106 to 1749 code for a protein of 547 amino acids. The transcript is spliced from 3 exons. Gene Ontology annotation, cellular component: plasma membrane.
UCCUCGAACACCGGGUUUGUUUGUGCACUCGCACUAUUUUCGUGUCGGAAUAUGAGUGUUAAUAAUUGUUUAAAAGUUUGAUAAUUGAAUUAAAGUGUCGACAAAAUGAUGCGUUUAAUCCAUGUGCUAUUGUUAAUUUCCUGUUCUCUCUGUUUCCAACAUGAUAUGAUAGAAUCUGAAGACGAAAUACCCCCUCAUGGUAAAUGCCAGCCUAUAACCGUACCUUUUUGUAUAGGUAUAGCGUAUAAUGAAACGAUAUUACCGAAUAUGUUGGGUCAUCAGAACCUACAGGAAGCUGGCAUGGAAAUUCAUCAGUACUUCCCUUUGGUUAAGAUUGAUUGUAGUCCGGACUUGCAGUUUUUUUUAUGUUCAGUAUAUGUUCCUGUUUGCACUAUAUUGGACCGUUAUUUACCUCCAUGCAAAUCGUUGUGUAUAUCAGCCAGGAACGGUUGUGAAGGUGUAAUGCAAAGGUUCGGUUUUCAGUGGCCGGAUUAUUUAAACUGCGAUAACUUUCCAGAACCCGAUGAACUUUGUGUCGGUCAAAAUAAAUUAACAGUAACUCCUAAUCCUACGAGUGACGAUGUUUCUAAACAUCCAGUGACGAAAAAGUGGUCUCCAUAUCAUGGUAAAAAUUAUGGUUUUGUGUGUCCUGAACAGUUUAAAGUACCCGAUGUUUUGGAAUACUCUUUUAAAGUUGGUGAGAAAGUUGAAAAAAAUUGUGGAGCUCCUUGUCAUUUGAUGUUUUUUGAACACAGAAAAAACUUUUCAAAAAUAUGGGUAGGAACAUGGGCUAUAUUAUGCUCAGUGAGUUGCUUAUUUACAGUGUGUACUUUUCUCAUCGAUACAGAUAGAUUUCGUUAUCCAGAAAGACCAAUUAUUUUCCUAUCUGUUUGUUACAUGAUGGUCGCAAUAGCCUAUGUUAUAGGCUUCAUCGCUGGAGAUACGAUAGCCUGUAGAGAAGCAUAUCCGAGUAAACAUGGUAUAGUAACGGAAAGUACCAUCACUCAAGGAACCAAGUAUGAAUUGUGCACCAUACUGUUUAUGGUACUUUACUUCUUUAGUAUGGCUUCUAGUAUUUGGUGGGUGGUGUUGACUUUAACGUGGUUUUUGGCAGCUGGACUUAAAUGGGGACAUGAAGCGAUUGAGGCUAAUUCGCAAUAUUUUCAUUUAGCGGCUUGGGCCAUUCCUGCCAUUAAAACAAUCAGCAUUUUAGCCACUGGGAAAGUUGACGGUGAUAUACUUAGCGGGGUCUGUUAUGUUGGUAUAUGGAACGUAGACGCGAUGCGAACGUUCGUUCUCAUUCCUCUCGUCGUGUAUCUGGUGAUAGGUACUAUAUUCCUUACUUCAGGAUUCGUUUCCUUAUUCCGCAUACGAACAGUUAUGAAACAUGACGGCACAAAGACGGACAAAUUAGAAAAACUAAUGAUUAGAAUUGGUGUGUUUUCCGUUCUGUACACGCUUCCUGCUCUUGUAGUAAUUUCCUGUUUGAUUUACGAACACAGUUAUUUCGAUGAAUGGAUGCUGACAUGGAAUCAAGAUAUGUGUGAAAAAUCAAAAUACGCCAUACCCUGUCCGAGGGAUUUGAAAGAAAAAGCUCAUCCUAGGUUUGAAGUAUUCAUGGUCAAGUAUCUGAUGACCAUGAUCGUUGGUAUUACAUCCAGCGUGUGGAUCUGGUCGGGUAAAACUGUACAUAGCUGGAAAGUAUUUUUUAAUAGACUGGAAGGUCGACAUGUUGAAGCGUACGUGUAAAAUAUUAAUUUAUAAAAUGUUACCUGAGCGUUUUGUUGAAGUUUUUGAAAAGAUAGAUUCAUCAAGCUCUUUCAUAAUUUAAACAGUCCUCCCAAGUACAUUCAAUAUUAAAAUAUCUUAUUUUUGAUACUUGCUUAUUGAGCAGAAAUACUUUGUUAUAAGUAAAAAUUUGAGUUAAUCUCUAUCAAAUUACUGCUCUUGGUUAUUAAUGCACGUUGCAUCCAUGAUCGGAAGGCUUCUUUCGGAAUAUCUGUUUUGCCGUAACCUCUUCAAAAUCAGCUUUGAAGUUGAAACAUUCCUUUUUUAGUACAUUUCCUUUUUGCCAGAAGUCUCAUGGUACUGAAAAUGGUGAGUAAGGCGGAUUUGGACAUCAAGACUUGUGGCGGUCGUGAAAUGUUACUUGUAGCACAGCGCGUUAUCAUGGUGAAGAAAAAAGUAGUUGAUUAAUUCUUACAAGUUUAUUUUAUCACACACAAUAAAAAAAUUGCUUAUUCUUACUCGUCCGUUUCCACUUCUAAAUCACUCUUACAUUAGCAAACAGUUUGGAAGGUUCUAAAUUAUCACUAAACAUAGAUUUCCAUAACAGGUACUGCAAACAUGAUCUUACUAUAGCCAAAACGAAUUCAAACUCAACGCUUAUUGUCUCAAAAUCUUUAAAAAACUACUAGUUGAUACAAAAAGCAUUUAUUAUAUUUUCUACCAGAUCUCGUAGUAUAACUUUGGUUUGACACCGUGACGAUCGAACCUCACCGCAAGUACGAUUAUUUAAAAUUAUUCUUAAAACACGUCCUGUUAUUAGAAUGUCGAUUGGUUCAAUUUGUAAAUAUUUAUAAAAUAUACAUAAUUUAUUAAUUCGUCAUUUGGUGCCUUACAUCAAGGAAAUUCCUAUCCUUCUUAACGAAUGUCAUAAAAUUCUCCUAAUCGAAUCGAUUCCAAACAAAUUACAAGAUGUCUCUAAUCUUUUCAUUGAACUUGAAAAAUCUAAUUCCAUAUAUCUAAAAACACAAUUCUUUACGGAGCCCAAUGGGCUAGCUGCCAUUUUUUGUAGUAGCACCCUAAAUUUAUGGACGAUAACUCAUACAACCUAUUGCAUUUCUUCUAUAUUUUUAAAUAAAACGUUUUCCUAAUUCAUUAAAAUCAAUUAGCUGAUUAUGACGCUCUGAUUAGCAGGUUAUGUCUUUCUAAUAAAAGUACUUGAUAAAAAAGGGUAAUGAAAAUAAUAUAUCAACAAUAUUCAUAUGUAGCCAUUAAAAACUUUCAUGGAUUUGAAUAUAAACAUCAUUUACAUGAAAACAUUAUUAUGCUUUGACCUUGACCCCAAAUUUAAAACCUUUCCCAUUGUUUUUCCUCAUAGAUAACUUUUCGUCGGGCGCAUAUUUAAAAUUAAAAAAAUUCUCUUUGCAUUCUUUUAUUUCAUUCCUCAAAAAUGGGUUUAUUCAUCUUUUCUACCGUAUAUAAGCCAUCAACUAUUUUAUCGUAUUUGAUACCUAAAACAUAAAGGUGAAAUUUUUGGAGCCGUUGGUCAUAUUCAUACAGUUUUCCACCAAUAAGCUUUCUUCUGCGAAAAAUAAUUCCAGCGGGAGAAUCCUCUUGGCAGGAUUCCUCACAUUUAUUCCUUAACUACUUAACUAUAUAGUGGGCUAUAAGAAAUAGGCCCUUUAUCCCAAUUUCAAAUAUAUAAUAAAUGCCUUCUUUUCUUUAGUUUCUCCAAUGUAUGCAUUUUACUUUACUUCCGAAGUCAUCGUGGUCUGCAACUUUGUAGUUUUUCCCUUAUAGCUCAAUACAAUACAUUUUUUUUAAUAAUAUACAGCACUUUUACAAUCUACUCUAAAAGCAGAGUAAUAAGUAAAUUGUCUAUAAGUUACUAAAGUGAAUCAGGAACCAUUCAUUAACGGUACUCUGAGAGUAUUUAUUGUGGGAGAUCUUCUGGGCAUAUUCUAUUCAAUCUUCUCUGGUAGUGGCUGGUUGAAUAGAUUAUUUAUUAAUUCAUGGUUGUGGUCAUUGAAAAGUUCUUUAUCACAUCUUUGAUUAGUGGGAUCUUCAGAUCGUUAUGAAUUGUUUAGUUAGUAACGUACCAGCGGGCUAUACCCUGGAUUGGAAAGUUCGAAGUAUAUUCGUAUUUGAAGGUUUACUGCAUAUGACCAGAUUGGUAUGGAUAUAGUUUUGUAGAUGAGCAAUUUAUUUUCGAGUCUUGGUUGAGACCUUUUGUUGAGUAGCCAAUGCAUAUUUUUUAGUUUCAAAUCUAACUGUUUUCUCUUGUUUUUGAUGUGUCUUUCCCAUGUACGUUUCUCAUCUAAAUGCAAACCCAAGAAUUUGAAAACUUGUUAUCGGAAUGGGAAUAUGGUAAUUUGCUAAUACAUACGUAAAUUUUUGAUAUGAAAAUACCACUUCCUCCUAAUUAGAGCUUUUCUUUCGAAAUGUUUAUACCUUAUUCAUCUCUGUUAUCAAUAAUAAUACUGUUCUAUCCACUCAACUUCAAACUUGUUUGCGGAAACUUAGAUACUUCUGGGUUUCACUAUAAAUACUUUAGUGUAAGGUCAAACCUAAGAUAAAUCAGUCAUUCAGGAAAGAGACCUCUGACUAUGGCAUAUAGAAAUCAGAAUGUACUUAAAUGAAAGUAAGUAAAGAUUAUACCAUCUUAAUUCUUGUCUUAAUUCUUGUAAAGAGCUUGAAAGGUUGAAAGUGUUGGUGAAUCUACCUUUGGAACUUUAUAUUUUAUAAUUGUAUAUUUGUUCUAGAGAAAUAAACAAGACUGCAGUAUUUCUAUGAAAACUAUACAGAUAAGUUGGUGAAAAAGUAUCACAGUAGUAAUCACAGUUUCAGAGAACUAAAUUCCAUCAAAUUAUAUUUGAUCAUAAUCUCAUUUAGACUAAUUGACCGAUCUUUUCGUCAAGGUUAUUAUUAUUGAGAACCUAUUACUUAAGCCUUUUUUAUUUUUAACAAUUACUUUUGUCAAUUACUAGUUUUAGAUAAAUUACAAUUACCAACUUCAUAUAUUUGUUUUAAUAAUUUAAUAGUCCAAGUUUUCGAAUAAUAGUCCAGGAGAUAUCGAUCCAAAAAAACGUGCAUCCAACCUUUCAUUGAUAGUUCAAAAAUAUAUAAAUAAAAAUACUAGUUUCGCGUGAGUUAUCUCCACCCUCUUGAAGACGUAGGAGUCUUCAAUCUUGCAGUAUCGUCGUAUAAAAAAACAAUUUUUCCAAAGAUUGCGGCAUUAAUUAUUUAUUAUUGUUGAUUCAGUUUUAUAGUUAAGUUGUGAUAUUACAUUUGUAAAUUUGAAUUUAAUAAACUUUUGUUUUAAAAAACGGAUUUUAAAGUUCUCAUUAAUUAAUUGGCGCAGUCAGUAGGAUGCGAAAUUUAAUCAGUAACAUAGAUGCUAGCAAAUGAGAAAUCCAAAGCGAAUAGCCAACAAAUGCGUGAAUGUUUAUCUCACAGAAAAUUCCAUUCUCUUCUAGAAAUAAAUGUAGAAAAGAAUGUUGUUAGCAAAGAGAGUCAUGCAAAUGUUCAAGGCUGUAAUCAAAACCCCAGAACAUAUAUAGUUGGAUUUCAUUUAAAGAAAACAAAAUAAUUUUAUUUUUAUAGAAUAGAAUUUAUUGUGAUGGAUAAGAUUUUAAUAAUCAUAAACUAACAGCAAUUUCCAAAAAACAUUUAUUAAAAAAAAUCACAUUUAUACGGAAAUAAUUUGAAAAAAUAUAUUGUAAUGGUUUUAUUAUUUAUUUAUUUCUAAUCGUUGGGUAAAUUUAUAAACACUGUCUCUUACGUUCUUAAUUUCUUUAAACACUUUACAGUACAUUUAACUAACUUAUAUAAUUAAUUUAAAUUUUUCGUUUCCUUUCGUUCCAUUCACUAUGACUACUUGUUAUAAACUAACUAACUCCGCUAAACAAACUUGUUUAUAUACCCAAAAAGAAAUUCUCAAAAAUUAAAGUAAAUAAAAAACAAAGCAAAUAAAUAAAAAGACCGUUCUAGAAAUUAGUUCAAAAGAAAAAUCAAACAAUCAAAACAUCAAAUGAGCCGCAACUUUGCCAAAUCCUAGAAUUCCAUUAUAACCGACAGGGCCGGCUUCAUGUCGGGGACGAGUUAGUAACAAUAGUAAAUUAUCUCCAAACGACUAAAAAUAUUUUAUCAAAGGAUAUUAAUAUACACAAUAUGGCCUUCAAAUCCAAGUUUUGAGCUCGUAUACUAAUAAAGUAUCAAAUUAUAUACAAAAGUAUUUGCAUGCACGUAUCGAGAAGGUUUUUGGAUGAACACAACUCCUGGAAUAAAAUGAAAUGGUAAAAUAUUGUCGUUGUCCAAUAUAUGAAUAGGACACUUAUAAUGGAUAGGAUACUUAUAAUCAUAUAAAUUUUAUAAAUCGUUCUAUAACUUCUCAAGUCUGCUAAUUUUUAUUUACAAGAAUUCGACAGUUUUUAUCGUCUAAUAUAUUCUGUGAAACUGCAUAAUUUGAAUAUUUUUUCAACCAACCAAAAAAAUGUUUUUACUUUUUUUUAUAGAAUUAUUGUUUGUAUAACAGAUAAUAGUAGUGGUGAUAAUUUUAUUGUAUUCUAUUUUUAUAUCAUUUAUAAUGAAUUCACUGAAUAUUAUUUUUUGGGAUGAAAAUUAUCAAAGAUCAUGAGAAAAUAAUUGGUUAUAUAAUUUUAUAUAAUAUUGCACAACCAUCAUAAAAAUAUCAACAGGUUUUAUUAGUCAGAUUUUCAAUUGUGUCUAGUAAUAUUUUCCAUAUAUAUUUUAUAUUUCAUUGUGUUUCAGUUUUUUCUUACUCUAUUAUUAUUCUUGAUUCUUCCCAUAUAAUGAUUUCCUUCAUUAUAAAUAUCUCUCUUUCCUCUGCGUCCGAGCUAUUAGUCUUCAGAUGUGUUAAUUUGUAAUAUUAUUCUUCCAUAUGAAUUUCCAAUAUUUUCUAUCCACUUUGCAAUUUCGUGGUGUUUUCCAAUUAUUUUCGAUUGCUAACCUCAUUAAUGCAUAUUGAACCAUCAAAACUUCCUUUAAUACACCCAUACACCCUUUGCUUCCACCCAUUGCGGCUGUUGUAAUGGUAGAACUGUGACUGUGUGUUAUACUAAUGCAAGAAAAAUCUUUGCACCUCAUUUUGUUUAAAACUUAAUAGACACAAUAAGCACCUGUGAGUGUGACCGCUUUUUACUGGUAAUCUAACAAUAUUUUUCAUAUUUAAUAUUCCAAAAUUCAUUUAGCAUGACCUUCGCUGCUGAUGGUUUAAUCUCCAGUUUUUUCAGCAGUGCUGAACCUCGAUGACGCCACUCCUUAAUCUGCAUACUUGGUCUCUACAUCAUACUACUGGAGCCAUAUGACACAUUCAUUGUAAUUAAUAUUGUGUAUACUAGGUAUGUUGAAAAAAAAAUGCCUUUCGAAUUUACUUGUGAGCAUCUAUUAUGUUAUGCUCCACUUUCAUGUUCCUUUGUAUACGACUGCCUACCAUCUUUAAACUCACGACAACAUGUGUGCACUAUGUCAUGCAGAUUCCGUUAUAUUUUCACAAAAUCUUUCGGAAUUUGCGUUGGCAUGAAUAAACUCGAGUACUUAAUCACCGCAAGUUGCUCGACACCAUCCAUUUUGAAUUGAAAUGUGGUUCUCUCGAUUUUGGAGUUUCUACUGUGAUAGAAAUAGAUGUUUCUAUCUAUGUAUCUGUCUAUACAUAAAACAAUGUGGGGUGAUUGUAAAUGUUUUAUUUCUAAAUAUAUAAUAAAUUUUUUUACGCACUAAAUAAAUUAUCACUGAUGCAAUUAUCGAAAAAGUGUAACUUUGUACACAUAAAUGAAUUUUAUGAUGGUUAUGAUUGAUAACUUAAUUAUUUAAUGUGAAAUAUAUACUGACAAAUAAAUAGUAAUUUAUUGGACGUUAGGAAUGUAUCAAUCUAAUGGAAUUUGUAUGGUAAAAUGUCAUUAUAUAAUUUGACUUAUACUGUGUAAUUUUCUAGUAUUAGAUAUUUUAAUGAUUUCAAAUAUACUCACGUAAAACAGUUCACUAUAUUGUUAAAAUUUGUAUAAGUUAAUGUCUGUUAAUUAAAUAUUCCUUCAAUGAAUUUAAUAUUCAGUGAAUCCUCUUUUUUGUAUUAUACACAGUGUACAGAAACUUUUCCGUCAAACGCAAACUUCACACAAAACAUGUGAUUUUAUGCCCAUCUAACCUAACCAUUAUCCAAAAAUUCUGUCUGCUAAAAAUUGAUAUUUACUAACUGCAAAUUUGCUAAAUUUUCUAAGCCUACAAUAAAAAAUUAUUCGCUACUGACAAAUUUUAUAGCAAUAUGGAUAACUAUUAUUAGUUAUUUUACAGAAAAAAUGUCUAAAUUCGCCAUUAUUCAUAGUUUUCGAGAAAAAUCAAGUUUUAAUUUUGUAGUUUUUGCAUUCAAUGACAUAUAGUGAAAAUACCCCUAUAGAAAAUAGAAAGAUACUCAGGAAAGCUAUACUUUUCUUAAUAUUUUAACUGACUUAUCAUUUUGUAUUUCUGUGAGUUCUUCUCAAUACUGUAUAUAUGAUAUAUCAGACAAAUUCACUAAUAUUGGCUACAACAUGCCAGCGAUCUUCAUUUUUUGCUAGGCAUCAUCAUACCGCGGAUUCUUCACAAAUCGCCUCAGUUUUCUUUCAUCAUCAACUUUGAUUUUGAACCGUCCGGGAGUCCGCUCGGAUCCUUUAGUCUGCCGCAUGGCAGCUAACUUGACGACGCCAAAAACCCAGUUGACAUUUUGUUCUCGUCAAACGAAUUUAUAAUAUUUAUUGACUGCAAUUAUUUCAGAAUUUUCUUGUUUCUUUCAAUUUUGGCCCUGAAAUCUAACAUUGCAUUUAAAUGGCCUAGAGCAAAAGGUUAACUUCGUGCUGAGCUCAUUUUCCCCUUUUACAAUAAAAUUGCCCCCUGUGGGGCGAGGACCCACAUUGACUAUAGUUCAGCCAAAGUUUAUGGAAUUUGAUGAGAUUAAAUCUAAGGACACUUAGUCGACUUCUGACUAUUGUAUUGGUCCUAUCCCCCACUUAACCUGGAAAUAUAUAAUUUUCAUCCAAUAUCUAAUUAUAAGUAAUAGUGACGCCAAGAAUAUGGUUUUGAAAAAGUAAUUAGAAAGAUAAAUCUGUUAACACUUCUUUCAAAUUAAGAUUUCUUUAAAGUUUUGUAGUGGUUCAAAACUAGCUUAAAAAUAAAUGUAAAUGCAUUUUCAAAUUGACAACUAAUAGAUUUUAAUUCAAUUUAUACUCUCGCUUUUAACAUUUGUGAUGGCAAUACAAAACACUUAACUGUUUUAUAGUAACCAAUUUAUCACUGCUAGAUAAUACAAUGAGUUGUGCUUAAAGUACCGAUUAAACAUGUAAUCUUGAAAAGAUGCUAGCUCCUGUAGAAGAAACUUUUUGGUUGAAUUUAAACUGGGUUAGAUGGACAACAAAUCUCAUCUAGAUUCUACAGUUUGCUUUUGGAAUAAGAGUUUAUUCACCCUUUAUAAUGUCUAUAACAUACUGGCUAGUUUAUGGCACUCUUAAUAUAUUUUGUAUUUGAAUUGAUAUGUGAAAAAGUUACUACAGAGGUCGGUAUAAGUCAGGCAAUAAAUUUACAUUAAAAUAAAAAAGCAGCGUUAAAAUGAGAGUAUUAAAAGAUAUUACAAAGGGGAUUUGAGAAAGGAUUCACAUUGAUGCCUAUCUUGAUCAAAGCAUUUACGGUAACGUUUCUCAACAGAGAGGAAUGUCCGACGAAACAUGUCAAGCUGUCCGCGAAUUUUAAUUUGGAUAUCGUGGUAAUCAUACAAAAACGCGGUCCUUAAGAAUGCCCCCUCAGGGUGCCAACCCCCACAGAAACCACAGGGUGUCAGGUGACAUGACCGUGCGGGUUUCUCAACGAAUCCUCUUCCAAAAUGAACAUUACGGUACUCCCGCACCCAUAACGCGUAGUGUGGCCAAGUUCCAUGCGUCAAAUAACGGAUGUUCGCGAGUUCACACACACACACACACACACACACACCAGGCAGAUUUAAUUUUUCUUUAAUGAAGACGUUAAGAUUCAGGUCGUACUAGUUCAUGAAGUUAUGUCAAUUGACCGUAUCGUACCGUUCAGCUUGAAGGUUGCUUCAUCUGACCACAAAACUGAAUGCUAGAACUGCGGAUCAUCCGUAUCUUUAUCUGAGGUACCACUUGUAAAAUUCCAAUCUGCGAUCGAAAUUAUCCUCAUGAAGCGAGUGAAGGAGUCGCCGAUGGUAAACUCGAUAGUACAUGUGGUUUAGCAUUCAUUGUAAAAAACGGUCGGAUAUUUGAAAUUCUUCCGAAAUCCACACUGCAGUUGCCGCUGUUUGUUUCCAUAUUUUCGUUAGUUGUUACAGAUACCGGCCGCCCAGAACAAGACGCGUCGGCAACAGAGCCCGUUUUUUAAAGAAUUUCUUGUAGGUCUUCCACACUGUUGAAUGAUUUGGUAGCGACGAGAUCGGAAAUUGUUGUUGAAAUUCGGUUUCAUAAUUCGCGUUCGUACCGAGAUACGACGUAACACGAACAUGCUUCGUUUUAAUCUUUUUCGACAGCGUUGCCAGACUUAUGAACGUUGCCGGACUUACGCGAUUUUUCGAGAGCGUUGCCUGACUUAUACCGACCUCUGUAUAGCGGUUAACAUUGUUGAGAAUCUUAAAUUUUUGAAUUUUAAGUUCUACAAGAUGUAUAUAGAUUUUUAUUACUCAAAAAUCAUACACUAUUUUUUUAAACUAAGAAUUUAUAAUGAAACAACAUAAAUAAUUGUGGUUGUAUUUCUGGUAAUAAUAUUGUCUACCUCUAUAAAUUCUAAAUAAUAAAUCAUAUGAUCGCCUAUUUUUAUACAACAAGGCAGUUGCAUAUAUUUUUAUGAAUGAGGGGAAAGACUGAACAUCAAUCAAAGAUAAAAAUAAAAGCAUUAGCUUGUCAAUUUAUACAGAAAAAUAGAGAAGUUUUAGAACUAUUGAAAUACAUACCCACAUUUUUUAUUUGAAUGAUCCUCUACAUUACAAAUAUUUUUUACACUAGUAUUAUACUUACUGUUUCAAAUUAAAUAAAUAAGAAAAAUCUUCUGUAUAUUUUUAAGAAGAAACUUUUAUAUAGGAUAAAAGAAAUUAUUUAGACACCCUCAAAAAAUAUUAGAAAAUAUAUGUGCCUUUUCUAAUUGCUUUUUACUCUACUUAGUUAAUCAUAAAUAUAUUUGUCCUGUGUAUUAAGUUGUUUAGUAGUUUCAACUAUGCAAUAAUUAAUAAAGCUUCCAAAGAAAAAGGAAAAUUGCACAAAAGUAUAUUUUUAAUAUCAAAAUUUUCUAUGUUUCUUGUCAUCUAUGUUAAUAAUUUGUACAGUGUAAAUAAUACUCAUUAUAUUCUAAGUCUUUGACUGAUUUUUUAAAUAUAGAGAAUUGCUGUGUAAAAUUUUAAAUAGUAAUAGAUAAGUGUGACGUUCUGCAAUUGUAUUUGACAUACAAAUAACAAAGUUUUUGUAUUUUGUUCAAAAAUAAAUUUUAGUAUUUU